Molecule: messenger RNA, 1161 nt
Organism: Capronia epimyces CBS 606.96
Lineage: Eukaryota; Fungi; Ascomycota; Eurotiomycetes; Chaetothyriales; Herpotrichiellaceae
Product: serine/threonine protein kinase
Exons: 1
Coding region: 1-1161 (386 amino acids)
Biological process (GO): protein phosphorylation
Molecular function (GO): ATP binding; protein kinase activity
Source: RefSeq, a predicted model, not a curated record
AUGUCCUCCCUCGCGACGCCUUUCCCUGCUCCUCAUCAACGAUCGUCGGACAUGCGCUCGCAAUACCAGGACGGCAGCCGCGCGUCUAUUCAAACAGAUGUACGCAACAGCAGAGGGUCUCCUGCAGGGUUUCUAGUCCCCAAAUGUCCAUUUGACGUCGAGAUCCUAAAUGAUGAGCGCGGGCGAGAUAUCGUCUUCGGCACCGGCGCUUGGAGCAUCGUCUACAAAGCCAUAGCGCACCCCCGAAUCCAGGCCAACUCACAGUCUUUGACUCCACCACAGUCCCCUAUGGCGUCUCCACCUGUUGUCGUGGCCGUAAAGACGCCAACGCGACGGGAUUCGACCACCAUCCUGAGAAACGAGGCCAAAGUCCUCAGCUAUCUUCACAGCAUAUCUGGAAGUAGCCGCUAUAUUGUUCCCUUUCACGGCAUCAUGGAUGAGGCGACUCUGGUUCUCGAAGCCAUUCCCUUCUCGCUCGAAGGGCAUAUUCGCAAAUGCGCAGUCUCCGCGUCGCGCAACUUCUCCACAGGGACCAUGAACAAACCUGUCAUCGGUAGCACCACCACAUGGCUCCAGCUCGCGCACUGCCUGGUCUCCGCUCUUGCCUGGCUGCAUUGCGAUGCCGGCGUGGUUCAUGGUGACAUCAAGCCGGGAAAUAUCCUCCUCACGCACAUGCAAGGACCGGAGCCCGGAACCGACAUCGUCGGCGACGCGACGUUAACCUUCGACCCGAUCUAUGCCGACUUCUCGUCUGCACAGCUCCUCAACGCAGGCGAAACCACACCCAACACCCUGUCCGCAGUGACCAGAGAAUACACCGCUCCGGAACUUCUGAAAUCUAGCGUGCUACGCGAUCCCACAUCGAGCGCGACCACGGCCUCGGACGUGUUUUCACUGGCCGUCACUCUCCUCGUUGCUGCUACCGGCCAGUUGCUUGUGUAUCCCGGCAGUGUUUUCCAACGGCAAGCGAUGGCAACCCAAGGCUGGAUGGUUAUCGACCACGUCAGGAAUGGAGAGCAAGGUACUAGAGUACCCCGGAUGGGCGUUGUCGAGAGGGUGCUCGAACGAGCAGUCCUGAAAGCCGACAUGGGCCGAGUCGGGGCGCCGGAGUGGUUAGCCAUCGUCGAGAGCGUGGGCAAGGGUGAGCCGACCAAACAAUGA